Trichoplusia ni (cabbage looper) is the source of this 4214-nucleotide messenger RNA. RefSeq names its product nucleolar protein dao-5-like (gene Mink). NCBI's taxonomy places the organism in Eukaryota, Metazoa, Arthropoda, Insecta, Lepidoptera, Noctuidae. Bases 218 to 3595 code for a protein of 1125 amino acids. The record is from RefSeq and is a predicted model, not a curated record. The transcript is spliced from 5 exons.
AAAAAUUAAAAUCACAUUGGGUAUUAUAAUCUAUAUAUAGAAAUUAUACAUUUCUAGUUUCUAUUUAUUCUGUGGCCUGCUUUACUAUAUAAAUUUUGUUUGAUUCCUAAACUGUCAUGUUUGAAAUUUAGUAAACGUUAAACGGCCAGAAGCGGAGAAUAAUUAUUGUAAACAUAGUUCGUAAACAUAAUUAUCAGUUCUGUGUAUUGCAUGAAAUAUGUCUACGAGAUCCGGAAAACGAAUACACAGCGUCCAAGAUGAUAUAGCCCCGACAGACCUGGAGCCUCCUCCAAGAAGCGAGCGAAAGACUCGGAAUAAACGAGUGAAGGAGAAAUUAGAAGAACUCGACGGGUCUGUAGCUAAAAACAAGAAGCGCAGCAACUAUGUCAGUUACCCGAGUAAUGACGAAGUCCUGGAUGAUGCGACCUGCUUGGUGCCUUCGCAGGAUGAAGAUACUAAGCAAAGCCGGGCUCUACGUAAAAAUGCGCUUAAAGAACUAAAUCCUGUAGUAAACAGUGAUGUGUUUAAUAUGCAGACGAAGGCGAAAAAUCUUAUAAGAAAGUCGACGCGCGGCAAAAAGGUGACAGAACCAGAAGAAAAUGAGGAUCAUGAAAAUGUUCCAACAGAAGUCCCUGAAGUGCCAAAGAAGAAAAGUAAAAAGAAUAAAAAAGCUACAGCUGUUAUAGAGGAUCCAGUUCCUGAAGAUGAAGCUCCAGAGGCUAAGGCUUCCAAGAAAUCCAAAAAGAAAAAAAAGAAAGGGAAGAAGACUAGUUCUAUUAUUGUUGAAGACAUUGAACAGAGCAGUUCUAAACAAGUAUUGAAUAGAAGCAAUAUGUCUGUUGACUCAUUCCACAGUGCUGCGGGCAGCCCAGAAAACAAACAUGAGAGUAAGGAUGUUAACACAGCUAUUGAGGAAAGUAAAGAAACUGUCAAACAUUCUGCCAAGUCUAACAAGAAAGAUGGUAACAAUACUUUGGAAGCAAAAGAGUCUAUGGAAGGGCAUAAAAAGGCAAAUACUAAAUCUAAGAAAAGAAAGUCCAGUGUGAAAGACUCAGCAAUUGACAAUAUCUCCUUGAUAAAAGACAAUUUAAUGAAUAGUGUUGAAAAUAUUUUGAACUAUUCUAAUUUGUUUGAUGGCCAUGUUAUUCAGACUCGUUCAAGUACUAAAAAUAUGAGUAAUGUCUCUGUGACUGCUGAUGAUUCUGUAAAAGAUGAACAAAUACACUUAAAUGCUUCUAAAGUUAAUACACAGGUGAAGAAAAGACGAUCUAGUAUAAAAGAAGUUUUGCAAAACACCUCGGCUACUGUAGAUAAUGCUUCUAUAGGGCUAGUUGACAGCGGACUGAAAAUUAAUACUACAAUCAAGGAUGUAACUGAUAAAAGGAACACAUCUGUAGUAAAAGAGGUUGAAAAUGAAGAUUUAAAUGUUUCUAACAAACAACCAAAAAGUAGAAAAUCUUUGAUCAGAGAAAACACAUUCGAUAAAAGUAAUGUAUCUAUUUUUAAAGAGGAUCAGGAGGAAGUGGCCUUGGAUGACUCUAAGGUAUCUAACAAAAGUAAUAAAAGGAAAAGGUCUUUUAUAAAAGAUACAACAUUUGACAAAAAUAGUUCAUCUGUUACCAAUGUAGGUGUAGAGAAUGUGGUCAUUGAUUUAGAUGUCUCCGACAAACCAUCAACAUUACGAAAGUCUCUGAAUGUAAAAAAUACUACAUUGGAAAAAUUAGAAAAGGUUGUUAACACUACAUUUGAAAAGGAAACCCAACCUGCUGAAGUGGAGAAUAAGCUAAAGAGAGACACCACAUUUGAUAGAAGCUCUAGUAAGAAUUUAAAUGCCACUUAUGAGAAAGAUACAGAAUCAGAUGUCAUGGACAAAUCAAUCAAAAGAAAUGGAAAGAAAUCCAGUGUGAACACGACUUAUGAUAAAAAUGAGAAGACAGCUGACACAACUUAUGAAAAAGAUAGUUCCACUUCCUUUGACACAUUCAAAAAAGGUGCUCUAAGAAGAAAAUCAAGCAUCAGAGAUGCUACCUUUGAGAAAAGUAACAUAUCCAUUUCAAGUUUGACAAAGGAGGACUUUGAAAAAGAUACUAAAAUUAUAUCAAGUUCGGCAAUCAAAGCUAAAUGUACUAGACGCAGUACUUAUGAUAAAAACGACACUGUUUCGGAGACCGUCAAUACCACAUAUGAGAAACCAGAAACUACUGAAACAGAACCUACAAGAAAGUCUUUAAGAUUGUCACAGGCUGCAGACAUAGAAAAUAAACUCAACACAACAUUUGAGAAAGAAAGCUGUCAGGAUGCUCAAGCCAGCUUGGAACCCAAGUCUUCAUUAUUGACAUCAGACAACAGUUCGGAGAAGUCAGACAUAUCCCGGAUCAGCAUCACCAGUGAUGACACCACUGGAGAUCUGGAAAACAUAGUCAACACUACUCCAUUAUUGAUUGAAAGUAGUUUGGAUGAGUCUAAUACCUCCAAAAAGGAGAGUCCAAAGCCCCAGACUCCAUUGAAGCGUGAAGGUACAUUUACUAAGGAUGGUCCUGAGGUACCAGCUGAGACCGGUACCCCGACCAAGGAGGCUUUACCUACCCCAGCAGCUGGCUGCACCCCGUACCAUGUUAGUAAGAGCUCCCAGAAGAAGCGGAUCCUGAAUGUCACCAGGUCACUUGAGAAGGGGAGGAGUUCAAUGGAGCUGGCUCCUAGGCUGACCAGGGUCAUGUUCUGUAGCCCUGUGGAUAACCCAGUGCUGGUAGCUCAGGAGAGGAAGAAGGUCAUCAAGUCUAAUCUCAAAGGAUCCAACAAGAGCUUUAUUUUUGAUGAUAGUGCGUCAGUGUCCCGGGCGGGGCGCAAGCGCUCGUACACGCAGAACGACGCGGAGGACUCGCGCGUGAAGCGCUCGCGCCUCGCCGACGACCUGCAGCAGUCCGUCAACAGGCUGUCCCGGCCCCGCACCGCCAGCGCUACAGCAAAACUGUCAAUUCCAACAACUCCAUCGAAGAAGUUGCCGACGCCUUCGAAGCCGCGCUCUGACGCGAAGUCCCGCACGAAGCUGCCGAACUUCGCGGCGCUGCACCAGAAGCAGUUCGACAGGAUGGAGUCCCUCGGCGAGUGCCAGCAGCGCCGCGCGCGCCGCGCCCGCCAGCUGCUCACGCCCACCGCGCCGCCCGGCCUGCUCGACAGGAUCAGCCCUAAGAAUAACACAGACUCGCCAAAAGCUAAAGAAACGCAGAAACCAAAAGAGAAAAAUGAUACACCUACUAAAAAGCUCCCGACAUUGGAGUCACUGCGGCCAGGGUUCACACGGUUUGGCUUCAAACUGAAUCUGGAUGUGAACCCGUUCAGUAUACCGAGCAAGACGGAGGCCGUUCCAAAGACUGCGGAGAAAGUGACCAACGGAGUCGUGCCCCGGCCUGCGCUGCUGCCCUCGCUGGCGGGCGCCACGUCACUGCGCCGGGAGGUCGCCAAACUGGCCGUCAUGAGAGAAAAGUCCUUCACCGGGAAACGGAACGUGAACAGAAAUGAAAACAGAACUAUCAUUAAGGGCGUCAGAACAAAUAGAAGGUUUGAGCUACAAAUGAAAAUGAGGAAUAUUGAUUAGUGAGGUUAUAAGCAGCUGGUGUAAAGCUGUUGUUAUUUACUUUUAGCCUGUAGCGGCAAUAGCUAGUUGUUGGGUUUUUGAGAUGUCUCGUUACCAAAUCCAGUUGUGUUUGAUAUCAACUCAAUGAAUUAUGUUUAGUGCAUCGUCCAAGUUUGUUGCUGUAUUUCGUUGUUGUUACAGCUCUCUGCUUGUUUAACUUUAAAAUAUUUUAUUUACUUAACGAUUAACUUACAUUCACAUUGCAAUUAACUUAAUAUCCUGGGUGAAAUCGAGAUGAAAUAAGUAAAAGAUUUAAAUGACUAUAAAUGUUUGAGCUUAAACCACGCAAAAACAAAUUGUCUCUCAGCGAUUUUGUUCUUGUAAUUUUUACCGUAACUUAGUUUUAGUGUUACUUCCACAUGACAUACAUCAUAUUUAUCUAAAUAUUGUUAAAUUCGUUAUUCGCCUCACCCCCGGGUACACUCCACUGACAGUAUUAACCAGCCACGUGACCUGAUGUGAGCCUAGUUUAGUUAACAGACAGUUAUUUACUAACAUUGUUUAUUUGCUGAUAGUGCCAUCGUAAUCAUGUACCGAUAGUGUUCUAUACUUAUCUCUAACAUUAAAAUAUUCCAUUAUU